Drechmeria coniospora is the source of this 1491-nucleotide messenger RNA. RefSeq lists its product as uncharacterized. Bases 1 to 1491 code for a protein of 496 amino acids. Gene Ontology annotation, molecular function: heme binding; L-lactate dehydrogenase (cytochrome) activity. The transcript is spliced from 5 exons. Lineage: Eukaryota; Fungi; Ascomycota; Sordariomycetes; Hypocreales; Ophiocordycipitaceae. Gene Ontology annotation, biological process: lactate metabolic process. The record is from RefSeq and is a predicted model, not a curated record.
AUGGUUCUACAAGGUAGCGAGGUUGCAGAGCACAACAGUGCGAAGUCAGCUUGGGUCAUCAUUCACUCCAAUGCGUACGAUGUAACGGAUUUCUUAGCUGAGCACCCUGGCGGCCCCAAAGUCAUAUUGAAAUAUGCCGGCAAAGAUGCAAGCGAGGAGUUCGACCCGAUCCACCCUCCCGACACGCUGGACAAGUAUCUCGACAAGUCCAAGCACCUGGGACCUGUCAACAUGGAUUCGGUAGCCAAGGAAGCAAAGGACGCGGACGAGGAUGCCGAAGAGGCAGGACGUCAGGAACGCAUCGCCCAAAGACCGCUGCUCUCGCAAUGCUACAACCUUUUCGACUUCGAGGCCGUGGCCCGGAGGACCAUGAAGCGAGCGGCCUGGGGCUACUAUUCGAGCGCGGCCGAUGACGAGAUGACGAUGCGCGAGAACCACAGCGCACUUCACCGGAUAUGGUUCCGACCCCAGGUCCUCGUUGAUGUCGAGACUGUUGACUUCACCACCACCAUGCUCGGGUCGAAAUGCGCCGCCCCCUUUUACGUCACGGCCACUGCGCUCGGAAAACUGGGAAACUCCGAGGGCGAGGUUGUUUUGACUCGCGCCGCCCGGUCUCACAACGUGAUACAGAUGAUCCCCACGCUAGCCUCGUGUUCCUUUGACGAGAUUGUCGACGCCAAACAAGGGGACCAGGUGCAGUGGCUCCAGCUCUACGUCAACAAGAACCGCGACAUCACGCGUAGAAUAGUCGAGCACGCCGAGAAGCGAGGUUGCAAGGGUCUGUUCAUCACAGUAGAUGCUCCGCAGCUGGGACGGCGCGAGAAGGACAUGCGGACCAAAUUCACCGAUCAAGGAAGUGACAUCCAGUCGGGCCAAGAGACCGACAACAGUCAAGGGGCGGCGCGCGCUAUUUCGUCCUUUAUUGAUCCGUCGCUCAGUUGGAAGGACAUCUCCUGGUUCCGGGACAUAACCCGGAUGCCCAUCAUCCUCAAGGGCGUGCAGCGCGUCGAGGACGUGCUCCGUGCCGUCGAGGCUGGCGUCCAGGGCGUCGUCCUCUCCAACCACGGCGGCCGCCAGCUCGACUUUGCCCGCUCCGGCAUCGAGGUCCUCGCAGAGACGAUGCCCGUCCUGCGCGAGCGGGGCGUCGACAAGAGUUUCCAAGUCUUCGUCGACGGAGGCUUCCGCCGCGCCAAUGACAUUCUCAAGGCCCUGUGCCUUGGCGCCACCGGCGUCGGUAUCGGCCGGCCAUUCCUCUAUGCUAUGAGCGCGUACGGCCAGGAGGGCGUCGAGCGCGCCAUGCAACUGCUCAAGGAUGAGAUGGAGAUGAACAUGAGACUGAUUGGCUGCGCGAGCGUCAAAGACCUGCACCCCGGCCUGGUGGACACGAAAGGUCUCUUUGUCCACUCAAACUCGACACCCGUCGAUGCCCUCUCGAGGACGGUGUAUGAUCCACUAGUAGUCCCCGCCCAAAGACCCCGGCCGAAGAUAUAA